Molecule: messenger RNA, 6537 nt
Organism: Mytilus trossulus (common blue mussel)
Lineage: Eukaryota; Metazoa; Mollusca; Bivalvia; Mytilida; Mytilidae
Product: 5'-AMP-activated protein kinase subunit gamma-1-like
Exons: 17
Coding region: 1785-3689 (634 amino acids)
Biological process (GO): protein phosphorylation; regulation of catalytic activity
Cellular component (GO): nucleus; cytoplasm; nucleotide-activated protein kinase complex
Molecular function (GO): AMP binding; protein kinase binding; protein kinase regulator activity
Source: RefSeq, a predicted model, not a curated record
UAGCAGUUGUAUAGUAUAUUUUCAAUGUAUUGACCGAAUUGACUACUGGAAUAACUAUUCAUCUGGAAAUAGAUGCAUUGUUAAAAACUCAAAAGUGUGUCUAAUUCAUUUUUAGAAAAUAAUUCUGUUUCUGGGUCAUCUAAUGUUGUUGAAGUUUAUUUUUUUCAAGUCGUUUCUUUAACAAUCCAUUCGGAACAGGAAUGAAACCAUGUGCACCUUUAUAUUUAUAAUCAGCUUAAAAAGGCGUGUUAUUUGAUUAUUUACAGUUAAAUAUAUUCCCCAAACCUGUUAAAGGGAAUUCCUAUAGGAGCAGCAGCAUUAUUAUGUAAUCAUCUAUACAAAUCACCUGGAUAUAUGAUAUUGUUGUUCAAAGGUCAUUCAAGGUUACCAGCUGGAAUUGAUUGCUUUAUCUGCAUGCUUGAUAGAUUGUUGAUGUAAACACUAAAGGUGAUGAAGAAUCUCCAUGAACUAUUUCUACGGAGAUGACAUUUUCCUGCCGAUUUAACCUUCACUCUGUAUUUGGACAUUUUCUUGUUCAAUGAGUGUAACAUUCAAAUUGCCAUUUAAGUUCUGAAGUAAAUUUAUUUGUUUACAUUGAUUUUGGAUUUUAUAUGCAAUAAUGAUUGAACUAGCUGCACUACUGAAAUUUAGUUAUAAGAAAAUACUAAACCUAACUAACUGAAACUGGAUUUAAUGUGGGUAAAGCUUACAGAGUUAUAUAAAGUAAACCAAUUACAUAGUUGAUUGAUGGAUUGUAUUUUUUCAUACCAGCGUUACUUUACUGAUACAUUUUCACAUAAACUUUUUAAUUGAUCGUAAGUUGUACCUAGGGUUAUGGAAGAAUUACUUAUAUAUUACUAUGGAUUAUCUGUGUAUUCCGUCUUUCAUAUUGAUUUAAAGCAUACAUUGUUAUUAAAUCAGAAAAUUGGUACCUGCACAAUUUACAAUCAGGAGUUAAUGGUUAAAUAUUGAAAAUUUAAUCCAUUGUAAGAUAUUUAAUUCUAUAUUGUAUGGCUGACUGAGGAAAAAAAUAGACCGAUUUGCAUGCAGUAAUUUUAUGUAUACAAAGAUCUAUUAAAAUCUACUUGGCAAAUGAUUAUAAGAUAUUUGUAUACCUUUGUUUAGAACAAAUGUUAUUCAACUGCUUUGAACAAAGUGAAGGAAAAAACGGCUUUGUCAAGUGUAUUUUGUGUUCAUUUGAAAUUUAAGAGGAUAAGAAUUUUAAUUUUUCAACAUUUCCGUAUUUUGCUAUUAGUAUAUAUACUCACGGUGAUUUCUUUACACAGGAAAAUAUCUAAGGAAGUGAGUAUGUAUUGAUUUCUUCAGAAAUAUUAAAUGUACAUUGUACAAUUUACUUUGACCGACAAAAUAGCAUUUAAAUAUGACAUUGAAGAGACCCAUUGCAAUAAUAAACUUCACUUUAAUCAAUAAUAAAAUUUCAUUUGCUGUGCAUUUUUAUUGAGCAUAAGAUAUAGAUUAUAAAAGCUUACAGGCAAAGGUAAAUCAUCUCACGUGGGAUCAUUUAUAGAACCUGGAUUAUCUGUCAGUAAUAAUUUUGAUCAUAGGAUAUAUUGGUUAAAGCCAUAUCUCUCUCUUCACUGAUGAUGCCAUAACUAUUUACAAUAUCAUACCUGAAAAAUGAGUUCUUAAUAAGUUCUUCAUGGAUUAUACAGGAGAUUAUAGAACAUGACAAAACUGUGCCAUCUUUAUCUGUGAUUUGUUUUGGGAUCUUAAAUCAAACUUAAUUUCCAACUGUGGAGGAAUUAUAGUGUUAUAAAAUCAAAAUGAGCAAUUAUUUGAAUGUGCCAGAACCUAGUAGGAUGAAGCAAAGGAGGAGGUCUUUAGCCACCCCAGGGGCUCUCAUUACUAUACCAGAUAAUGAUGAACCUGUGAAUUUUAAUGAUGAAAAUUUUGAUGAUGCAGCGUUACGAAAAAUGAUUCAAAAGCAGAAUAAGAGACGAGGAUCCUGUCCUAUCAAUCCCCAGGACCUCAGUGCGUUUGCUGUACCUUUGAUGGAUACAGGUGUGAAAGAAAUGACACCAAGCAAUGACUUGGCGGAUGGAGAUUUUAGACCAAGAUCAGGGUCAACAGGAUUACGAGGACUGUUUUCUAGAAAAAAGGAUAGACAGCGAAAACAUUCAGGUGAUUCAAAUGCUAAAGACACUGCUCCAAGUACAUCAAAAGUGCAAAAUUUUUUAGAUUCAUUCAGACCUCGUGCAAAAUCUGAUCUUUCAGGAAUUAAAAAACCAGGGAAAAAGGUGAUACCAACAGUUAAAAUGGAUGAGUCUAUGGAUGAAUCAACUUUACGCGAUGCUUUGACUAAUAUGCAAAUGGAUAAAACAGCACCAAAUACUCCUAUGGGACAAAUAUUAGAAAAACAAUUAUUAUCACCUACAAACAAUGUCAAACAACGUCAUCUCUCAGGGAAUGACCCUCGUGAUAGUUUUAUGUCACGGUUUAGACCUAGGUCAAAUUCAGAUUCCAAAGCCAAGUCCCCAAGGAAGAUGCUGACAAAACAGAACAGUACAGAUAGUGCUACACCACCAGGCAGCCCUCUAUCACCACUGAAGGCACUGGCAAAUAGUCAUGAACCAAAGUCAGCACCACCUAUCAGGAAUCAUGAACACACACAUGCCAUCAUUUUCAAACGGGAUGAUUCCGUUAGGAUGCCAUACAACGGUUCAAUUCACGAGGAGUUUUCAUUGGAUUCAGAUCUAGAUAAAUUAGAUAUAGAAGAUUUAGAUGAAAACACAGAGCAAGCAUUUGCAAAGUUCAUGCGAGCCCAUAAGUGUUAUGACCUUAUUCCCACUAGUGCCAAACUUGUUAUAUUUGACACAUUAUUAAAUGUGAAGAAAGCAUUUUUUGCCCUUGUAUAUAAUGGUGUGAGGGCAGCACCUCUCUGGGAUAGUACAAAACAAGAUUAUGUAGGAAUGUUGACAAUAACAGACUUUAUAUUGAUUUUACAUAAAUACUACAAAUCACCUUUAGUAAAAAUGGAUGAAUUAGAAGAACACAAAAUAGCUACCUGGCGAGAGGCCCUAUCAGAGAAAAUCAAACCAUUUGUAUAUAUAGAACCAGAUGCCAGUUUGUAUGAUGCUGUGAAAACUUUGAUAAGUAACCAUGUACAUAGACUGCCUGUGAUAGACCGGAUUACUGGCAAUGCCCUGUAUAUACUGACCCAUAAACGCAUUCUUAGAUUCUUAUACUUAUGUAUAAAUGAAUUACCAAAACCAGGUUUUAUGCACCAAACAUUAGAUGAACUUUGUAUAGGAACAUUUCAGAAUGUUAUAACAGCCAAAACCUCAACACCUGUGAUAGAAGCAUUAAAUAUGUUUGUAAACCACAGAAUAUCGGCUGUCCCUGUAGUAGAUGACCAAGGAAAAGUUGUUAAUAUUUAUGCAAAGUUUGAUGUUAUUAAUUUAGCAGCCGAGAAAACCUACAAUAAUUUAGAUAUUACUAUAGACCAAGCUUUAAAGCAUAGGCAUAAAGAGAGUUGGUUUGAAGGUGUGGUAAACUGUCUGAUGACUGACAAGUUAGAAGAUGUUAUUGUAAAAUUAGUUCAAGCUGAGGUUCAUCGUUUGGUAAUAGUUGAUACUGAAACACACGUAAAGGGCAUUGUAUCACUGUCUGAUAUUCUUACAUUCUUAGUCCUAAAGCCUAUGGGUUAUGAACCCAUCAAAAAAUCAUGAUAUCUGUGAUAAAACUGUAAAGGAACUGCUGGUGAAUAUAAGAUCUCAAACCAUCAACAUAACUACCUAUGUAAAGGACAGAAUGUAAUCACUGCUGUGAUUGGUCAAGUGAGGAAAGCUAUCCAGCAGGGAAUGGAUUCUAUUACUGUGAUUUGUUGAAGAUGUCUCAGUAGAGAUGACAUUUAUGAUAUUGUCUUUUGUGAUGCAUGGCAUUAUGGAGUAGUAAACAUGUCAGAUGAAUUAUAAAGAUAAUGUACUAAUAGCAGAUCAUUCCUUCAAUACUGACAAUAGGCAAUAGUGUGUCUCUACUUUCUUCAUUGAAUUUUGAAAUUUAACGGUCAUUUUUUUAUUCUAAAAUAUAGAAUACUCAUCUGAAGCAAAGAACAUUAUAGUACAAAAUUUUUGCUGGUUGUGCUAAUUUUAUUUCGCGUCUAAGACACUUUAAUUUUAACUUUUUAACCAGAUUUUCAAAAGAAAAAUCAGUUAUUGAUUUGUUUCAGUAUUUGACUUAUAUUAUCUUACAAUGCAUUUUAGUCAGCAUUUUUCUUGUUCAAUCAUAUUUAAUCAAAAGUUAAUUCAUAUAAAUGAUUUCACAAAUAUCACAAGUAAUUUUAUUGGACUGAAUUUUUUCUAGUCGAACAUCAGUUUUAACAUAACUCUCAUUAUUACCAUUUUGAAAAAAAAAUAAGAAUUCUAAUGCAUCAUGGAUACAUUUUUCAUCAUAUUGAAUUAGAUUCAUACAUUAAAAAAAAUCAGUUAUAAGCAUAAGUAAAUUAAUAAAGAGAAAAUAUUUACCGUUUUCUCAACAUUUUAAAUUUUCUUUUUCUUUUAAAAGACAGUAAAAAAAGUUUAAUGAGUUAAAUCUGAUUCCAGAUAUUUUUUGUAAUUUUUUUGGACAGAGUGUUGAUUUUUACUGUGACUGUCAUUUACACCGUCUAGUUUUUUUGACAAACUAAGGGGUUUUACUGGGACUUUGAUUUGUUUAUAAUGAAUCUCACCAUUGUCAAAUUUUACUAUUUAAUUUAUUUAAAUUAUUUAUUUUAUCUAUGUAAUGAGAUGUUUUAUUUUUGUAAUUCAGAACAUUCAUACUAAUUUGUGCAUAUCACAAUGAUUGUAAGAUGCAAUUUUCAUAAUUUCUGCGUCUUAUUUUGUAAUUGUAUUUUAGCGGUCAAUUGAGUUCACAAAUUUUAUCCUAGUCUUGAGUAUGACCAGCAAAACUCUUAUUUAGGCAUAUGAUAGAUUACAGUCUAAGUGGCCUGAUUACAGUCUAAGUGGCCUGAUUGGUAGCUUUCCUUGCAUUGUCACAUUUCAGUUUUCCACACUUGAUUAAGUAACUGGUUGAGAUGUUGGUCUAGAUGUUUUGAAAUAAUUUCAGUAAUGAUGAAAACAUAACUAAUCACAUUUGAAUUUGUUUAUUUUUUGUUUGAUAUUUUUCAAGAAAAGAAUCGUUUUUGACCUUUCCAGAAUAACUACAGGUAUAACUAUGUUAUUUGGUAUAAAGUCAGGUUAUCAAAAGUGUGUGUUUCUUCUUUUUUCCCCCAGAAUUAUGCCAUUUGGAUUUUGAAAUUUUAGAAUAUAACAGCAGAUUAAUCCUAGAUAUUUCCAUCAUUAUCGAAAUUAUGGGUUAACAAACCUUCACAGAAUAACAACCUGUUUGUAUUGAAUUUAAAGAAAUUAACUUGGUUUUAACACUUAUUUUCUUAAAGAUUGUCUUAUCUAUGAUAUAAAAUAAUUUAGUUGGAGGUUACUUGUCUUGUUGGUUGCUUCUAAUGUUUGAAGAUUUUUAUUUCUACUUAAAUGUGGAAAUGUUGACAUUGUGGUAUUUUCCCCUUUUUUAUCCCAUUAGAAUUUGAAAAAAAAUUUAUUGUCAAUGCUCAUCUUCAGGUGUUUACUGCAGGUAUCUAAAAAAUGUGUUGGUAAGAAUUUGUUUGUUUUAUCUAUAGCAAUUCAUACAAAAAAGUGGAAUAUAUAUAAUAUUAUUAGUAUCACAAAAGAUUGUAGCAUACAUUACAAAUUUUUAUGACAUUUGAAGCCAUUGCUUAUUUUUAGAUGAUAUUUUAUCACAUAUAAAUGAAAAAAACAAGCGUAUUGUUCUUAGCUUUCAAAGAAUUUAUUUUUGUAAAUGCACAACAUAUAUAUAGGGAUGUUUAGUCCUGGUGCCUGUUAGUUUCAUAUAGGGUAUAUUCAGUACUAUAAAACAAAAAUGGCAUUCAUUUUAAUAUUUCCAGGUCUUUAUAUUUUAAAAAUCAAAACUAGUUUCACAUCGCUAGACAAUGUUUAUGAAUUACUGAUCCUCCAUUAAUGCAGCUUUCACAGCUACAUUUAUGUAAGAAUUUGUUUGUGAUGUUAAAGAAAUAGUCGUUGAUUUCUAUCAACGGUGAAAUAAACAUUUAUAAAAAAGUAACCCCCCUUGUUUGUAUCAGUAUUAUCAAAGAUCACAUGUGUGGCAUGUAAUUCACAUGCAACUUGAUUACCCUUCUUUCUUUUUUUUCAAAGUUUUUUUUUCAAAUUAAUCUAAAGGUAUUCAAAAAUUUUAAAUGCAUUGUUGGAAAGUUUUUCUGUAUGUGGUCUUGUAGUAAUGUACAAGUUCCUGAAUUGGAAUAGGUUAGUUGAAUGAUAUAUAAGGGGAAGCAUUUAAUGACUACAGAAGAUUAUAAUAAAAAAGUAAAGAAAAAAACUAAAUUUCAGGUCAGGAGAAUGAAUGUUUAUUAAUUGACCUUGUUGUGAAUAUUGUACAUAGGUGUAACAUGUAUAUACUAUGAUUUAUCAUAACUAUUCAGAAACUUCUGUUUUGUAGGAACAAUGACAAAAUAAUGAAUUGUUAAUUAAAAAUAAUGUGAAAACAGAA